This is a messenger RNA of Fonticula alba, 2192 nucleotides long. RefSeq lists its product as hypothetical. The coding region runs from base 82 to 2058 and encodes 658 amino acids. The record is from RefSeq and is a predicted model, not a curated record. The transcript has 2 exons. Gene Ontology annotation, molecular function: methyltransferase activity. Gene Ontology annotation, biological process: RNA methylation. NCBI's taxonomy places the organism in Eukaryota, Rotosphaerida, Fonticulaceae.
CUGCUCCUCUCCUGCCCGCCCCCCACCCAUCAUCCCUCCUCCCGCGCAUAACCCAACUCCGCUCUGCCCGUGCCCCGCACCAUGGCCACACCACCUCCACACCCCCCGCCCCCGCCCCUGCCGUCACCAUUUGCCGACCUCCUGACUCGCCAUGGUGUCCCACCGAGCCUGGCCUUCGCCGGAGCCGUCACCCACCAGGCCGAUGGCGCCCCGGUGCGCACGCUGCCGCGCUACAUUCGCCUGCGCCCGUGCUUGCAGUGCGCGCAUCUCGAAGCCCUGGAGUUGAUCGUGACCGCCGGACAAAAAUGCGUGCCCUCUGAAUCGGCCUCACGACUAGCACCACUCAGGGCGCAGCUGGCCGGGCUGCGUGGUAGAUGCGAGGCUCGAAGUGCCCUCAGCCUGCUGGGGCCCAUUUCACUGUGUAGCUGUGCCUCCUGUGUGGCUGACCCGCCACGGCGGGAUGUAUGCUACCCCCUGGCUUCGGAUCUCGAAACGCGAGUGCUGGCCGACGUGGCCGAGAUCCUUGGGGAGGCUGAUGCUGCCCGGUGUGGUCGACUCCGUCCCAUGGUCCUCGGCGCGCUCGAUUGCCCCUCCCAGCCGGUGCCCUAUGGGCGUGCCACAACCGACGAUACGCCCGAUGCCUGCACUCUGGAUCUCGACCGGGCACUAAGCACACUGGCUGGCCGGGGGAUCACACCAGUGUCCUAUCUCCCGCACUUUUGGCGCAUCGGAGACCCGGACUUCCAGCUGGCACAGACCGCCCUCCACCGCGCAGGCUUGGUUUCCGGGAUAGAUGCGGCGUCCGGCCUGGCGGCAUACACCCUGCUGGCUCCCCCUGCAAAUGGACAUGUGCUGGACAUUUGCGCUGCCCCCGGUGCCAAAACCGGCCUCAUCAUGGAUGCUAUGACCCGGCGUCGGGCCCUUGGCCGGGCGGCUCUCGAUCUGCUCGGGCGCCUGGAGGGCGGCGACGCGGAGGGUCGGCUCGGCCAGGGGGCGGCUUCGGUGACCGCUGUCGACCUCUGCCCGACCCGGCUGCGCACGGCAUGUGGGCAGCUUAAGCGCCAGGGGCUACAUCCCCCGGCAGCGCCGGAUGUGCCGCCCUUCCGCGCCUACUCUCGGUGUGGCGUCUCCUUCGAUGCAUUUGCCCCCUCGCCUGAGGUGCCCUUCGAUUCGGCCCACCCGCGGCGUCCAAGCCGCCUGUAUCUGACCGCGCAUCCGGAUCUCCGAGCAUGCGCACACGACAGCCAGAUCCCCUAUGACCGGGUGAUCGUCGACGCCGAGUGCACCACCGACGGCAGUGUCAAACACCUCUUCCGCUCGGGAGCUGGCGCCCAACACGCUGUUGGAGGCGCCUCCCUGGAGGCACGCCUGUCGGAAGAUGCCCUUUGCCAACUCAAUGACCUGCAGUAUCGGCUCCUGGAGAAUGGCUUCCGGCUGCUGGCCCCCGGCGGGUGCCUGGUCUAUGCUACUUGCUCCUGGUUGGCCCGUCAAAAUGAAGAUGUCGUCCUGCGCCUACUGGAGGCGUAUCCCGACUCGGCGCGCACCAUUGACCUGAGCACCCAUCCUGAGCCGACAUCCCAAGCGGCAGCCAACCCCUGGGCCGGUGUGCUGAAGCAAUUUGAGGAUCACCAGCCAUCUGGCCCUGGCCACGGCGUGCUGGAAGCUCUGCGGACCCUGGACUUUGGGGCCCAAAGCCUGCCUGUGCCGGACUCCGCAUCUGCCCCCGCACCUAUGCAGAUGUGUGGCCUUUCUGCCGAGUGCCCGGGACACCAGUCCCAUCCAGCCGGAUCUCCGGGGCUCGGCCCUCCCGUGUGCGGACCGCCUGGCCUGGAGGCGCCUCAGCUGCCUUUGGGGGUGAUCCACAGUCGCCGCUUGCGCGGCGCUCUGCGCAUGUCGCCCGCCGGUACGCGCACUGCUUGCCUCUUCAUGGUCCGCCUGACCAAAUUGCCGGCCGCGGCGCGCUCGUCGGCCAGCGCCCUGCCGCCGCCGGUGGCCAAUUGUGGGCAUAGUCCAACUCGGAAGCGUCAGCGUAUCCAAGUGAAUCAUGUGGACAUGUGAUCAUAUUGACUGGAAUAGUAGAAUACAUGCCUUCUUGGUUAGAGCACGCAGGCGAGGUAAGAUCGGCGCGGCGCGCAUCUCUGUCGGCAGCACACGCCCCCUUGCCUGUCCGCGUCAGCCUUUCUCGGGAGGAG